Molecule: messenger RNA, 2098 nt
Organism: Melanotaenia boesemani (Boeseman's rainbowfish)
Lineage: Eukaryota; Metazoa; Chordata; Actinopteri; Atheriniformes; Melanotaeniidae
Gene: c14h19orf25
Product: chromosome 14 C19orf25 homolog
Exons: 3
Coding region: 167-490 (107 amino acids)
Source: RefSeq, a predicted model, not a curated record
CCUUUCUGUAGCUUCCGGUUGUGCUUGUUGACAAUUUCACCAGGUUGGGGUCAUUUUCUGUCCGUUCAUCUGGUUCAAUUUGUAGUAAACUGCAACCGAAACCCGAUCGGAAGCUUCACCUAGACGCAUAAACUUUGAUGGAGGAGGUGAAGUUGUCUUCGGCAGAAUGAACAUUGGCUCUAAAAAUAAGAAACGGAUGGUGUUACCUAGCCGCCCUGAACCCCCCACAGUGGACCAGAUCCUGGAAGACAUUAAGAAAGCGUCUCCCAAUGACCCGGUCUUCAGCAUCCUGGAGAGAACUGGACAACACUCGUCCCCCCCUGCAGACAGUGAGGUGGAGCUCAGAUUCCAACAGUGUCGUAGGUAUCUGGAGCUGAAUGAGCAACUGAAAGAGGCUCAAAGCCGACUACGGCACCAGAGGGAGGAGCUGCAAGCGGCAGGGGAGCAGCUGGACAGAGAAGUGGAUCAGGUCAAAGGUCAAGUUCUCUGAUUCGACACUAUUGUGGUCACCAACUUCCCUCUUUUGUUCUGGACACUCUCCCUGAGCGCUUAUUUUAAUCACAGAGUCCUGACAAACCUGUCCAAAUGACCUUGAUUCAGUCUCAGGUGGAGCGACGGCGUUGCCUGACCUCUGACCUCACAUAUGAAACGUGAACGUGUCUCUGAGGACCGACAUCGAUGCCUCCUGCUGCUUCAGUAGGGAGAAACUUUUCAGUCAGAGCUGUAGGAUGUGCUCCUGACUUAACAGACAAAACGUCGACACAAAUUAAAUUUUACCCCACUGUGAGGUGAUGCAUGUUGGGAAAAGUGGAUCUGAUUUGUUUGAUAAGUUGUAAAUUAAAUUUAUGAUAAGUUCUGAUUACAUUCAAUCUUCAGAACUAAGGAAUAAUAACUGAAUAAAGCAAAAAUAUGUUCACACUGAAUACAAAGCCACUUUUUGCCCCUUUUCCCUUCCUGUAUUUAGCCGCUGGCCUGUUUUGUUUUUCUAUAAUUCAGCUCAGUCAUUGUGUUGUUUGUAACCAUGGAAACUGCACCUACAGCCUGAUUAUAAAGUAAAAGAAAGUAUAUAAUAUUUUAGUUUUAAAGCUUACAUGCCAAGACAUAAAAGAAAAAUACUGAAAACUAACAAAAAUGCAAAAGCAGUGUGUGAAAAAGUCCUUUCUUAUUGCUUCCACAGUAAUUAAGAGGGUUAGAAGCAGGCAGGUGCUGCUGAUCAACGCACUGAUAAACUGAUCAUCAUUAGUGUGAAGUCCUCUCUGCUGCAUCCAGGUGUGUUAACAUAAUCCCAAAGAGGAAAGACGUCAGCAAUGAUCCUGGAGAAGCAACUGUUGCUGCCUAUCGAUCUGGGAAGGGUUACAAGGUGAUUUCCAAACUAUCUGGACUCCAUCAUUCUGCAAAGAGGAAGAUUAUUCAAGUGGAAAACAUUCAAGGCAGCUGCUAACCUUCCCAGAAGUGGACGUCCCAGUAAGUUCAGCCCAACAUCAGACCGCGCAAUGCUCAGAGAAACUACCUAAAAGCUCCAUCUCAGACUCUCCGGGCUUCAGUUAGCAUGUUAAAUGUUAAAGGUCACAACAGUAUGGCUUGUUUGGAGAAAAAAACAUGUCACCACGGCACAGCUGAGGUUUUCUAAGCUGCACCUGGAGCUUCUACAAGCUGCUGGUUCAUGAGGUGGAAACAGUUUGUCACUCACUGCUUCUGCAUUUUAGCUUUGCUUAAUUAGUAACGAGGCCGUGCGACAUGCAGCUUGUACCUCAUUUUAAAGCUGGUCAGGACCAAACAAUGUUUUCAUUUGUUCCUGUAAAUGCUGGUAUUUGCUAAUGAUAAAUGGGUGUGUGUGUGUCACACACCAGAUGAAAAUAAAAUACAAUAAAAAGACUUGAGCUUGCAUUUAGCAUCAUCUUGAUCUUGAUUACACAUUAUUUCUGUUUAUUUAUGUGCUUAAUGUGCUUCAUAUAAUCGUUUUUUAGUCCCACAUCUUUUCUUCCAUCUCUGCAGAGACAUUUUCCUCAAAACAGAACUGAUCCUUCCUGCUGCUUUUUUUUCAUUCACUAGUUUUAACUGAGCUCAAGCAACAAAUAAAACAUCAGCAUUUCUCCCA